AUGCUUUUCAAUGAUCAGACGUCCAUGCGCUAUGUGUUAGAUUUUCGUGCAACGGCUAGUCAACAAUUUCAAGUUUUAAGAGAACUCUGCAAAUUCUCACAAACGGCUAUGUAUAAUGAUAUUGAAGCGUUCUACGAUGAUGAACUCAUCUCAGCUUACUUAUUAAGUGAGUCUUUCUUAGAAUCUGAAAUGGUAUCAACUACUGAAGCCUUCCGAACAAGUAGCGUCGCGAAUUUUCUUCGUUCUCUUGCAUUUGCUCGCAUGUACGUAUUUGGAAAUCAAUUCAUGACUGGAAUUCAAAAUGCUUACAUGUUACAACUGUACUCAGAAGAUGGGAUAAACUGGUAUGGGGUACAAGACCUAACUUUAUUUGGACAACACGGAACUAUUGCUCAGUGCCAGUGCUCUGUAUCUGCCACUUGUAAUAUGUGGUCUGCCUUCUACAACUAUACGGACACCGACACGCGUGGAUAUUUUUAUUGGUCAACAUCCACCGUAACUCGUCAAGUAGCAAACUGGUUCGCCGGCUGUUGGCCCUUAGAAUCACUCCUUAUGUCAUCACUCAACAACAGUUUCUUGAAUAAUCAAAAUGAACUCGAUGCCAUAGCAACAUAUUUCAAUUGGUCGUCAAAUUCGACACCUACCGCUCUGAAUAUACAGAAAGCAACAGAUCAAAGUGUCACGUUCAAUGAUACUCUUGCGAAUUUAUUCAUAGAGAAUAUCUCAGCAGAACUCAACUAUUCACUUUAUUUUACUCAAUGUCGUCCAAGGUCGUGUUUUUAUUCAAUCAAUCAACACUCGAGCUUUUUAUACAUAUUUACUGCUCUUCUUGGACUGUAUGGAGGUCUAUCGGUUGUUCUUCGAUUACUGAUUCCAUAUGUGGUCGGCUACACAGUUCGAUAUUUCACUAAAACACCGCGUCAACAUCCUUCUGACAAUAUCGAGACACCAACGCAGACAUGGACACAACGAGUACAGACACUAGCAAAACUAAUAUGGCAUUCUCUUGUUAAUCUCAAUCUAUUCAAAUCAGCACUUCGACAACAACCAUCGGAUAUCAAACAACAACGUUGGACAACACGAAUCUAUAUUACACUACUCAUUGCUGCUCUUGCCAUUUUAACACUUUAUGGACUAUUGAACUUCGAAAUGAAACUGAUUCAAGUCAACGAACCUUCAUUCAGUACUGUACAACAAUUACAGACUCAGUCUCAGUUCAACUUAAUUUCUUCUCUACAAUGUCCAUGUACAAAUUUAACGGUACCGUAUGAUCAAUUCAUUCAACUCCAGCCAUUCUAUCAUCAAAUAUGCUCGAGCGAUUUCGUAUCGGAUCGUUGGAUAGAUGCUUUAUCUGCUCUGGAAAUUGAGUACCUGUUCCAAUCCGGUGUAACUUACUAUGACAGUAGUGCUUUUAUGGCAACCGAGCCGCUAUUUGUACUUCUGAAAGCUCUGUGCAAUUUUUCUACUGAAACAGUUGCCAAUUCACUGCACAGGUUUGAACAAACUCAAUUAGUCGGUACUCAAUUGCUUACAGCGGAUGAAUUUACAAAUCAAAUGUCUUCUGCUAUCAAUCAAUUUGAACUGGAAACUACAAACACCUUUUUACAUUUCCUUCAACUUCUGCGUAAUAUUACACAUGUGAACCAAAUUCUAUCUGGCUCAGGUAGCAGUUUUAAUAUUACAAUUGCCGGCCCACCUAACUAUACUACCUCUUUGUCUAUAAUGACUUACAACGAUGAUAAUUCAUCCAAUAUAUGUUCGUGUGCAAAUGAUUCAAGCUGUAAAUCGAAUAUAGGCUUAUUCAUUGGAGAACCAGCAACUAUCCGAGUAUAUUCACUACCUGAGUUCUAUUUUGCGUGUCAACCAGUUGAAUCACUUUUACAAUCAACACUUAAAUGUUUCUACGACGAUCAAGACUGUUUGGACAUUAUUAUCAACUUUUAUAAUGUGUCAUCUUUUAACAACUUUACUCGACUCAAUUCUUCUUCUCAUGCAAGUCAUUUUAUGAGAAACAGCACAAUUGAUUCUCUGCUUUCAAAGAUGUUCAUUGAAUCUUGGUCUAACUCUACAAAUUAUUCAUCCUAUGUUGCUCAAUGUCAACCAUCGUCAUGUUCCUAUACGAUUCCACAACGCAAUAAUCUACUCGAAACAAUAACAAGAAUUGUUGGACUGAUCGGUGGACUGUCUGUCUCUCUUCGCAUUCUUGUUCCAUUUCUAGUCAUGGCAUGUAUUGAAGUCAUUCGGCGCUUGUGUUCACAACAUCAACAAACACUCACAGAAGCGACUUCUCCUCUGUCACAUGUUAUGAGAGUCGGUACUAAGAUUCGAGAUUGGUUUAAGAAAGUGAAUGUAUUCGAAGAUACAAAUCGUACAAUCACUAUUGAACAACAAUGUGCCGCAACACAUGUCUAUUUACUUCUUCUCAUCAUUUCAUUAUUCAUUAUCGUGCUCUACACUUCGUUGACCUAUUAUUUGAAUACAUUCACAAUAACAAAACCAUCUCUCGAACAAUAUCAGCAGUUACAACAACGCUACGGAUCAGAUGCCGUUAGUUGUCCAUGUUCUCGAUUGUCUAUUACGCAUUCAUCAUUUAUCACAUUACAAUGCAACUUUCAUUCAGUGUGUACGAGUCCUUUCACUUCUGACGCAUAUCUACAGGAAUUGUUUCAAUUAUACAAUACUUUGGAUUCGACAUAUGCAACAUCAAACGCAUUCACUCUUCAAGGCACCAUUUUCAGUCAUUUUCAAGCUCUUGCUGCCUUGUGUAAUUUGGUAAAAGAUUCUGUUAAUGAUGCUCAACAACAAUAUCUUGUUUCCUACAUCAUCUCCACCCUUAUGAUUGACUUCGAUCUGUUCGAGAAAGAGACAAAUGCAUCACUCAACGAAUUCCAGUUAACAUUACCGAAUUCAUUUUUAAAUUCGCUUCAAAUUAUACGUGGUCUGAUGCAAGGUAAUGGAUUCGUCUCCGCCUAUUCAACAAACUGGUAUUAUAUUACCAAGAACAUUAAUCUGGGUAGUAUGCUUUAUCUGAAACCACAGUAUUAUGGCAGUGACAUGUGUAAUUGCGCAACAUUGUCGACAUGUACCCAAUCGUCAACACCUUACAUUAAAGGCUAUCUUGUUGGUUGUACUCCACUUGAAUCACUCCUUCAAAGUACACUCGAAUGUCUCUACGAACAGCCUUGCAUUGAUCUUCUCACUACCUAUUUGAAUAUGUCUUUAUCUAGUCAUCUUGUGCCAUUGAACAAGAGUGAAACUCGUUUUUCUACAGACGAUACCGUAAACUCUAUUGUUGAACAAAUGUUUGUUGAAACGUGUUCAUCAAGUGUCUCAUAUAAUCAAUUUUUUGAACAAUGUAAACCUGAUUAUUGUUCAGUGACAAUAUUCGAGCCAGGCAGUUUUAUCAUUGUUAUCACCACGAUUUUGGGUCUUUAUGGUGGAUUGACAACUUUUCUCAAACUCGUCGUUCCCUUCGUCGUCUUUUCUACUUAUAAACUAGUUAGAAAAUAUAAGCGAAGAGCUCAAGUUGGAAUUCAACAGAUUCCAACAACUUCUUUGGAUAAUAACACGAUAUCGGUUGAUAAUACCGAUCAUGCCGAACGUCUUUUCAUCGUAUCCAACCAACAUUCAGAUCUCAGUUCAAACACUCUAGAUUCACUAAAUGUUUCCGGAGAUGUUGUUGCUUUAGGAUCGGUGCCCACAGAUCGAUUUAUUCUAACAAGUUUCCUCACAUCAAUACUACGCUAUCACAAGCUUAUCAUUGGGUUUAUUUUAUUUACAAUUGUAGUAGCCGCCAUCAUUAUUCCAUCUGUUUAUCUUACUCGAUCAAAUCAGGAAGAGGAUCAAUCUGUGCUAACAGUCGUAUCGUGUACAAAUUUGAAUUUCGCAGUAGCAGUUCCAUAUGCAGUGGGAGCCAGCCCUAGGAUGGUUGCCAUUGGUGAUUUCAAUGGCGAUGGAAUACUAGAUUUUGCCGUUCUCAAUAAUGGUGGAAACACCGUGAGCGUGCUCCUUGGAGUCGGGAGUGGGCGUUUUGGAUCACAAACAACAUUUCCAACUGGUAGUAGCCCAUACUCAAUUGCUGUCGGUGAUUUAAAUGGCGAUGAUCGAUUAGAUCUUGCCGUUGUCAACUAUGGUGAUGACACUAUGAGUGUGUUACUUGGAACCGGCAGUGGAAGUUUUGGAUCACAAACAAUCUACUCAACUGGUUUUCAGCCGUACUGGAUCGUUCUCGGAGAUUUGAAUAGUGAUGGCCGAUUAGAUCUUGUUGUUGCCAACUACUACUCGAGCAAUGUGGGUGUGUUUAUUGCGAUCGACAAUGGAAAUUUCGGAUUACAAACAACAUACCCUACUAUCGCUAAUCCAAGCUCCAUUACUAUCAAUGAUUUUAAUGGUGAUGCUCAUCUAGAUCUAGUCGUUAUCUCCUGGCACUGGCCCACCAUAAGUAUGCUACUUGGAACCGGUAGUGGGACUUUUCGGCUACAAACAACGUUUUCAAUUAAUUUUCUACCGCAGAGCGCCGCUGCCGGUGAUUUUAACGGCGAUGGUCGAGUAGAUCUUGUUGUCACUAACUACAAAUCGUCAGUGACCAAUGUGGGUGUACUUCUUGGGAACGGUGAUGGAUCUUUUGGAUUACAAACUAUGUUUUACGCUGGGCCUGGUUCUACGCUGCAGUGGAUCGCUACCAAUGAUUUCAAUGGUGACGGUAUAACCGAUGUUGCCGUCGUCAACUAUGUCAGUCGCCCCGUGAUACGUAGCGUUAGUAUGCUCCUUGGAACCGGGAACGGAUCUUUUGUAUUAAAAACUACAAUUGCAACUGGAAAUGAUUCUUACGUGUAUGGAUUCGCUGUCGCUGAUUUCAAUAACGAUGGUCGAUUAGAUCUUGCUGUUCCCGAUUCUAAUACAAAGAACCGUGUGAACAUUUUUCUCAGUACAUGUACAUGA
Molecule: messenger RNA, 4941 nt
Organism: Adineta steineri
Lineage: Eukaryota; Metazoa; Rotifera; Eurotatoria; Adinetida; Adinetidae
Source: the annotation of a GenBank genome assembly